GCGCGUUUGCACAUUGUGUACAUCAUUAUGCAGGCGGCCAUCCAGCCGGUGACAACGGGAAAAUGAAAUCGCCGGUGAAACUUUCCCUCUGGUGGGUGGCGAUAUGGGCUACAGCUGCGGUACCAGCCGUGCAGACUGAAGGCAAUCGUAACGCAACUGUGUAUUGGGAUGCAGUACAGAAGCUGAUGUUUGUGAAGGAGGGAGUGAUGGACAAAAACGGAGCUGCCUAUGGCUAUUUUAAUGACACCUUGAUACACUCGGGCUGGGGUGUGCUGGAGGUACAAGCUGGCUACGGGCCCAAGCUGCCUAAUGUCGAGAACGUCAUGUUUGCCGCUGGCUACUUGGAGGGCUACCUCACAGCACAUAAGAUGUCCGUUCACUACAGCAACAUGUACCCCCAGCUGAUAACGGACCCCAGCAUUAUUGGCCCAGUGACUGACUUCAUGAGUAAACAGGACACUUGGGCUCGGGAGCAGGUCAAGGAGAAAAAGGCCACUGACACCCUCUGGCGUCAUGUGGGCUACGUCUUGGCUCAGCUGGAUGGAAUGCAGGCUGGAGCUGCAGAGUGGGCAAAGCGUAACAGGACAAAGCCCCUGUCUUUGUUCCAAGUUCAGUUCCUCAACUCUAUGGGGGAUCUCCUUGAUCUGAUACCCAUGCUGACCGGCACAGGUCAGACAGCGCUGCGCUCUGACAGCUGGACAAAGAACAGACAAGCCAUGGGCCACUGCUCUGCUCUCAUCAAGGUGCUUCCUGGUUUUGAAAAUGUCCUAAUUGCGCAUUCCAGUUGGUUUGUGUAUGCAGCCACCAAUCGGAUCUACAAGCACUGGGAUUUCAAACUGAAUGAUACGAGCACAACAUCUGGAAAAAUGUCUUUCAGCAGCUACCCAGGAUUUCUGGAAUCUCUGGAUGAUUUUUACCUGCUGGGCAGCGGACUGGUCAUGACUCAGACAACAAACAACAUAUUCAAUCGUGACCUGUAUAAACUGGUGACACCCCAGUCGCUACUGGCCUGGCAACGAGUCCGGGUAGCCAACAUGAUGGCUCGUGGAGGAGAGGACUGGGGGAGAAUCUUUACAAAAUUCAACUCUGGAACAUAUAAUAACCAGUACAUGAUACUGGAUCUGAACAAAAUUGAGCUGAAGAGAUGGAUUGGACCCGGUGCACUCUAUGUGGUGGAACAAAUCCCGGGCAUGGUGGAGUUUUCUGACCAGACUGACAUCUUGCGAAAAGGUUAUUGGCCUUCCUAUAAUGUGCCAUUCCACAAGAAGAUAUACAAUGAGAGUGGCUACCCUGUCAUGUGGGAGCAGUACGGGGAUGACUUCUCCUAUGACUUGUGCCCUCGUGCUAAAAUCUUCCGCCGAGAUCAAAACCGAGUGAAUGACAUUGUUUCAUUGAAACACAUCAUGAGAUAUAACAAUUACAGCAAAGAUCCAUACUCGGAGGGUAAUCCAUGCAAAACGAUCUGCUGCAGAGAAGAUCUUCAAUCAGAGCAGCCCAGCCCUGGAGGAUGCUACGACACAAAGGUAACUGAUUACCACGCAGCCAAACUGUUCUUAGCAGAGGCCAUCAAUGGACCCACAGUUCAAGGAAACCUGCCAGUAUUCAGCUGGAUGAACUUCAAUAGCACGUUACAUGUUGGCCUGCCACCCACCUAUAAAUUCAAAUUUGAAACAAUGAAGCCAACUUUAUUCAAGCCUUAAGGGAUGGAAGCUUCACUUAUGGAACCCACAAGGAAGAAAACAAAUACUCAAACAUCAUACAAAAAUCAUCCCAUCCUUGAACUACAGUCGUGUGAAAAAGGUAAGUAUAUCCCAUGGAAAUCAUUGACGUUUCAAUGUAUUUGAACAGGCAAACAUCUGAUCUAUGCGCAGAUAAAGGUGAUAUACUUGAAUAAAAACACAAAGAAAACUGACCUUUUCAAAUCAAUUCAAUAAAAAAAUAAAAUGUAAGUCCACCCUUGACCUCAGAAGCUGAUAUUGGCCCCUUUGGCAGAAAUAACUUGUUGUAGGCAUUUGCACAGCUGCCCACCACUCUUUGACAUCAACUGGAUGAAAGUUUUGACCCCCAUGCAAAAUUCCUUCAGUUGUAAGAUGUUUGCCGGUUUUCUUAUGUGUACUGCCCAUUUUAAAUCCCCCCCAACAACUUUCCAAUGGGGUCAAAAUCGGGGCUUUGUUUUGGUCAGUCCAUAAUCCUACAUUCCUUCAUUUCAAGUCAUUCCUUGGUGGACUUGCUAGUGUGAAUGGUUAUCAUUUUUAAAGAUCCAUUUCUGAUUCCAUUUCAACUUUUGAACAGAUGGUCUCGUAUUCCUCUCAAGUACACUUUUGAUGUGAUGCAGAAUUCACAGUUGACUUGAUGACUCAAAGCUUCUCAGGUCCUGAAAUAACUAUAUGCAUCCCCAAACCAAAAUAUGUCCAUUAUGCUUGAUUGCUGGUAUGAGGUUCUAUUCCAGAAAUGCUGUGUUUGGUUUGUGCCAAGCAUUUCUACUGUGGCUAACCAACUCUAACUUUGAUUCUUCUGUCAUUUUUCCAGAAUUCCUGGAUGUUCAUUGGCAAACUGUAGUCUGACGUUCUUGUUGGACACCAACGGCGUUUUCCUGGCACACCUCACUUGCAGGUCAAAUCUGUGCAAUCUUCCUGAUUGAAGAUGCAUGCACUUUGACACCAGUGUUUUACAGGAGUUACCUGCAGAUCCUGCAAGGGGCUUCUUGGAGACUUCUUUUACUAUUCAACAGUCAGCUCUUGGGCUGAAUUUGCUGGGUUGUCUUAACACAUGGGCAUGCUGGGCAGUUGCCCAGGGUCCCUAUGGUAAUCUAUGUAUGUUGUGACUUGCUAAGUGGUUGUGUAGGUAGGGGCUCCAGUGCACUGCUUUGCCCGGGGGCCUAUAAUACUGUUAAGAGGGCUCUGCUGGAAAGUCCUGGAAAUAUUAGUAAUCGUUUGAAAUCCACACUACUUUGUAGAUGAUCUUCCUCACAGUGGAAUAAUUUGGUGAUCUUUCUAAAUCCCUUGCCAGACUCGUCGGCAUCCACAACCAUAUUUCUGUUGGCCUUGAGGGAGCUCUUUUGAUCCUGGCACGAUGACGCCACACAUGUCAAUAGCAAAGAGAACACCAGACCCUCGGUAUCUGUGGGUCCACCUGCAUACUCCCUAAGAAGAUUCUAAUCAUAGGCACCGCAUCUGGAAUACCAAAUUCUAUGUAUUUGGAUAUGAAGUCGUGAUAAAUGAAGGGCAAUCAGCAUGUUUGUUAAAUUUCAAUGAAGAAUGAAUACACCAUGUUAAUUUGAUGUGUUUUUUGUUGAAGUACGAGGGGCAUUCACAAACUUUCCCCACUUUUUAAAACUCUAAUUAUUAAGGAUUUCAAAAACAAAUUAUGGGCACUUUUCUACAUAGUCACCUUUGUUUGCAAUGCAAAUUUCCCAGCGUUGUACCAACUUUUUAAUGCCUAAUUACUACUACUCCGGCCUUCACCGUUUCCAACGAAAAUAUAAAAGUGCGGAAACUUUUUGAACACCCCUCGUAUAUCACCUAUAUAUUAUCUGUAGCUACUGCAUGAAGAUCUAAUGUUUGCCCAUUCAAAUAUGUUGAAAAAGUCAAGCUUCCACAGUAUGCACUUACUUUUUUUUACACGACUGUAUGUAAUGUCUACAAAAUGCCAUUAUUUAAAAUAGGCGACGCUUUGCUGUCUGCGUAGCCAGCAGUGCAGAGACAGUAAUGAGUAAUACGGAGCUCGGACAGAAGCCUACAGCUGUUUAAUUUCUCUGUUUAGUAUGGAUAAUUUUGCUGGAGAGCGUUUCUAUUUUUAUACAAUUUCUCUUACGGGGCCAGUAGUUAAUGGAGAUUUUGGAGACUGAACAGUUAGUAUAGACGUCUGUUCUUUUUUCUAAUGAGGCACAAAAUUGUAAAAUUUUGUACAUUGAGAUGAAAAUCUUUUACAAGAUCUAAGAGUUAGAAUUUUUUUGUAAAAAAAAAAAAAAAGAAGAUCAAGUGUUUCCCACAGUACAGUAACGCAAUACUGUUUAUACAGUAGUACUUUAUAUAAACAUUUUCUAUAUCUCUGCAAUGAAUCUGCCAAUCGGCAACCUCUACGUACGGGUCAUUUUUGUAAAUGGACUUGGUGUAUUUGGACAAAGCCAUGAAAGGGAACGAGAAAUGGAUCAAGUUUUUCACAUGUUGCCAUGUUGUGGUCUUGCACUAAAAUUAUUUUACUUUUUCCCUCAUCAAGCAACACUCAAAACCCCAGAACGACAAAGCGAAAACAGGAUUUUAGGAUUUUUGCAAAUGGGAAAUAUCCCAUUGAUGUAAAUAUUCAGAGCCUUUACUAGGACACUUAACAUCUGGCUCAGGAGCUUUCCAUCCUAUUAUUACGGUUCAGAUGUUUCUAUAGCUUGCUUGAAAUCCACCUCUGGUCAACUCAAGUGAUUGGACAGGAUUAACACUCUGAUUCAGGAGCAUCCCAUUUUGUUGGUCAUGGUUGAGAUGUUUCUACAGCUGGUUUGGAGUCCACCUGUGGACAAUUCAGUUGUUGGACAGGAUUAAGACACAUGCCUGUCUAAGGAAGGUCCCACUAUUGAGCAAAAGCAAAGCCAUCAGUUUGUCAGCAGAUCUUAGAAACAGGAUUUUGUCAAGGCACAGAUCUGGGAAAGGCUACAAAGCAUUUCUGCACCAUGGAGCAUAAUGGCCUCCAUAAUCCUUAAAUGGAACAGCCAUGACUCUUCCUAGAACUGAUGGUCAAACUGAGCAAUCACAGGAGAAAGGCUUUGGUAAUAGAGAUGACAAGAUCUCCAUGGUCACUCUGGCUGAGCUCCAGGGAACCUGUGUACAGGAUAACCAUCACAGCAACACUCUGCCUGUCUGGAUUUUAUGGCAGAUUGAGCAAAUGGAAAACUCUCCUUGCUAAAACACACCUGGAAGCUUGCUGGGAGUUCUCAAAAAGGCACUUAAAUCACUCUCAGACUGCGACAAGCAAGAGUCUCUGGUUUGAUGAAACCAAGAUUAGCAUCAAGUUUUGAAGCAACAUGGCACCUCUCUUCACGUGUGCAAUAUCAUUCUAACAGUGAGGCAUGGUGAUGGCAACAUCAUGCUGUUGGGUUGUUUUUAAGUGGCUGGUACUGGGAGACUAGUGAAGGUUGAGGGAAUGCUGAAUGAAACAACGUACCAAAAUAUCCUUAAUGAAAACCUGAUCCUGAGUGGCGCGGGCCUUAGACUGGACUGAAGGUUAAUCUUCCAACAGGACAAGGACCUCAACGGGCACAAAGCAAAGACAUAGGGAAGGGAACAACUCUAGGGAAGUCCUUAAGUUGCCAAGAUUUGAACCCAAUCAAACAUGUCUGGAUAAACAGCUAUCCAUCGACCAUCUCCAUCCAACCUGACAGAGCUUGAGAGGAUUCAAGACAAGAACGGCAGAAAAUCUCCAAAUCCAGAAGUGCAAAGCUUUUCACAUCACACCCAAGAAGACUUCAGGCUGUAACGGUUGCCAAAAGUGCUUCAUCUAGGUACUGAGUAAAGGGUCUGAAUACUUACUGUAUGUCAUGGAGAUAUUUCAGUUUUAUCUCUAUUAUAAUAAAAAAAAUCUUGGGAGGAGAGACGGAAUGUGACUUUCUCAGAGAGACACUUUCAUGUCUCGCGAGAUGAGACUUUGUGCCAAGUGAUUUAACCACGCCCGGGGCCAGAAAUAAAAGACUUCAUAAAGAAUUCAAAAACGUUAGUGCGAUACACAUGCAGAGCAGGUUAGAGAUAAUAAAAGUAUGAAAAUUCGAAAGCAUCAAAACAAUGAUAGUAAAGAUCACAUUAGCGCAAACAAACGGAAAUUAUUACUCGGUGAAAUAACGGAACAGCAAAACGAGAUCCAAUAUAUUGUUCGGAUUUAAACUUUAAGUCAGAGACUUGUAGAUCAUCUAAUUCGUGUUGCCAUCAGGGAAAAGUAGUGCUUCAUCCCAAUGAAGAGGCGUAUCCAUGAGAAUUAAAAGAUUGGGUGUUUGGUGAAAGUGAAACCCACAUACGCUGUCACGCUUCAGUCAGAGUUGCACAGAUACACAGGAGAUUUUAGACACAGAAACAUUAUUCAAACACUUCAAACAAACAGAAGUCUCUUUCAGGAGUGAAUUGAGCAUCGUGUGUAGUUGGAGGGGACAGUUCCGUCUCUCAAUUAAAAGAAUAGAAAAUCUUCCUCUUCAUAGAGGUGCACCUAGGGAGUGGAUGUCUGGGGGAGAAGAGAGACAAGGCAGCGAGAUAAAAGGGCAGCUGCUGUACAGGCUUUUAAAUGUUCGAAGCGCCGUGUGAAAUGCAGAUCAUGUGGCACAGCAGCAGCAGCAAACCAGCAGCUGAUCGAGCAAAGAGGAGGUUAAAAAAAAAAAAAAACUAUUAGUUUCCCAUUGUAUCACCGUUUAAGAGGGGGUUUCUGAGGGGCGACCGCGUCUCUUUGGGGUGCGUUCAGCCCCCCUCUUCACAAUGCAAGUGGCAGAAACGUGUUGGCGAGCAAAGCGGGCAGGGGCAAAGCCCCCUAGUAUUUUUAAUAAAUCUCCAUAAAUUUCUAAAGUCCUGUUUUUGCUUUGUCAUUCUAGGGUAUUGAGUGUUGUCUGAUGAGGGGAAAAAUGAAUUUGAAAGAUUUUAGCCCAAGGCUGCCACCUAGCAAAAUGUGUAAAAAGUGAAGGGGUCUGAAUAUGUUCUGAAUCCAUUGUACUGCACAUCUAUAUAAAUAAAGCUAUCUUGGCGUCUA
Messenger RNA from Erpetoichthys calabaricus (reedfish), 6711 nucleotides. RefSeq names its product phospholipase B-like 1. Gene Ontology annotation, molecular function: glycerophospholipase activity. The record is from RefSeq and is a predicted model, not a curated record. The transcript is spliced from 11 exons. Gene Ontology annotation, cellular component: extracellular region. Gene Ontology annotation, biological process: phospholipid catabolic process. The coding region runs from base 63 to 1700 and encodes 545 amino acids. NCBI's taxonomy places the organism in Eukaryota, Metazoa, Chordata, Cladistia, Polypteriformes, Polypteridae.